CGCUAGGCUAAAUUAAACAACAAAAAAUUCGCAAAGUAUUUUUUUUUUAAGCAGGGAGGUUUACGAUCUCUUUUAAACAUCACUUGAAAGUAGGAGCAGCGGCACAUGAGCUGCCCAUGGCCCUCAAAUCUUGGCAGCCCGGAAGUUUAGCCAUUUCAGGCUAACACUUGAAUGCUACUGUCCCGUUUUUGCGGUUAACUUUAGUUAAUGUUUUAACUAGUCUUGAGUUUGCUGGUGAAUUACGGGACACUUCUGGUUUGCAGCUGUUAAAGGGAACUUUUCUCCAGAGAGACUUGGCAGAUGGAGGGGUUCGACCUCGUACCGUUGGACGGGGGGGAGCCAGUGCGCUUGCCCGAGGGGGAAACGGUGCUCGGCAGGGGUCCAUUCCUGGGAGUCAAUGACAAAAGAGUGUCUAGGCACCACAGCCUUCUGGAGAACCAGGACGGGCAACUGCGCCUUAAGCCAACCCAUGUGAACCCUUGCUUCAGUCAGGCAUGUCUGGAGGAUGCCCCGCAGCCUCUGGAGAGAGACCGCUGGCACAUACUUCAUCACGGUGACAUCUUCUCCCUCCUUCCCGGAAAGUAUAUCUAUAAAGUGGUGGCCUUGGGUGGCAGAAACAGUCAGGCUUUCCAAGGAGAUGGAGAAGAAUAUGUUCCCACGAGGCCCUCUGGUUCUGCCAGCCCAAAAAGUGAGCCACCUCCUCCUAUUAAACAAGACAUCUGUCAGACGCUACCUUGGACUGGAGAGGACAUGUGUCAGACACCAUGUCCUGUUGGACAGCACCUGACAGGGACACGCCGCAGCCAGAAUGCCGCACUGGAAGUUGCUGUAAACCAACAGAAAUACAAGGAAGAAAUUAUCAAGACCUGUACCUCAGAUAAGGGAGAGACUGGAUUAGUAAAAGAAGUGCAGAGGCCCCAGAAUGAAGUUUGUUCUGCCAAAAAAAGAGUUUUACCUGCCUGGAUGACUGCCUCUGUUGCAUCUCCCGUGAAUCCUUGCACCACCUCUAAAGGAGCUGGGAGGACUAGUAAAGGACCAGCAAUGCCGACAACCAGCAGCAAGCGUGGGUCUCCCCCACAGAGCACAUGCCCUGUAACCUCUGUGGGGGAGGAGUCAGAGAGCAGUGGGGCAGAGCAAAUGCUGACGAAGAGGAGAAAGAUGAGGAAGGCUCAGUCAGAAGCAGUGCCCAGAGCCAGGCAGCAGGCCAGAAGAGCUUCAGAGAGUGAAGAGUUUGACAGCCUUGAUGCAGAAGAGUCAGAAAACGGGACAGGCGACAGGAAGGGAAACAAGUUAGCAAACCCAACCGCUGGCAUCAACCAACCUGACAAGCAAGACAGAAAGUCAGAAGAUGAACUGACAGAUGACAGAGCAAAGCGUCUUGGAACAGACCAUUGCUCUGCCUCUAACCAAACCCCUUCCAAAGCCUUACUCCGAAAACCCUGCCCUUAUGGGAAGGAUUGCUACAGGAAAAAUCCACUACACUUUCAGGAGUGCAGUCACCCUGGCGACAGUGACUACAAGGAGGAGAAAGAAGAUGAAGCGGAGGCUGCUGACCUCCCCGAGUGUCCCUACGGCACUGACUGUUACAGAAAAAACCCUCUUCAUUUGAAAGAAUACAAACACACCAAAAGACCAGCAAGGACCACAAGGAAGCAAGGGAAAAAAAGUCCUGCUGAUGAUGACGAUGAUGGAGACGACUUUGGGGACAGUGACAGCUUCAUCAAUGAUGAAAGUGAUGACAACGUGGACGACUCGGACUACGUACCCCCAGACUCGGAUGAAAGCGGCAAGGAGGACAUCAAGCAGCUUCAGAAGGAGGCCAAGGCUUUUAUGAAGAGAAAUAAAUAAGCACGGCCUUCUUUUAUUUCAAUAAUCCACGUUUACAUAAUUUUCAUUCAAGAAAUCUUCCGAUACAAAAUGUACACAGUGAAUACAGUGUAUACUAUAUACUGUUGACAGAAGGUGUGGGAAAAAGGACAUUUAAUGCUGGCAUUUUAUUUUGGGGUAGAAAUCAUGAUUCCACUACACCUUUAUAGUCACUUUGAAUACACAAAUGAGUCCGGUAAAUUUAGGUCAUCAUAAUAAACAAUUCAUAAUGCUGGCUGACUGACUAACUGGAAUUUAAUCCGUUUUUACAACAUUACCUUUUGUUUCUGUCAAAUUUUGAAUUCUUUUGAUUAACAGGCCUCAUAAGAUACUUUGUUUAAAGUUGAGUCCAUUCAGACUACAUUCAACCAAUCCGUCCUCAGAAUAUGUGUCACACACUGGGAUUUUAGGAGCGUCAUUGUCAUGUUGAGAUGACCUUCUGUUUGUUUUUACAUGCAAAUAU
Messenger RNA from Lampris incognitus (smalleye Pacific opah), 2329 nucleotides. RefSeq names its product aprataxin and PNKP like factor (gene aplf). Gene Ontology annotation, molecular function: DNA-(apurinic or apyrimidinic site) endonuclease activity; 3'-5' exonuclease activity; protein binding. The coding region runs from base 301 to 1848 and encodes 515 amino acids. NCBI's taxonomy places the organism in Eukaryota, Metazoa, Chordata, Actinopteri, Lampriformes, Lampridae. Gene Ontology annotation, biological process: double-strand break repair. The transcript is spliced from 11 exons. The record is from RefSeq and is a predicted model, not a curated record. Gene Ontology annotation, cellular component: site of double-strand break; nucleus.